Diospyros lotus (date-plum) is the source of this 1228-nucleotide messenger RNA. Its product is annotated as protein PHYTOCHROME KINASE SUBSTRATE 1-like. Lineage: Eukaryota; Viridiplantae; Streptophyta; Magnoliopsida; Ericales; Ebenaceae. Gene Ontology annotation, biological process: phototropism. Bases 1 to 1074 code for a protein of 357 amino acids. The record is from RefSeq and is a predicted model, not a curated record. The transcript is spliced from 3 exons.
AUGGCCAAAGUCAGAUCAGGAUCAGUCUGCAACAACCCAAGUUCCAUUAUCAACAGGCCAGACGAAUUAACAGGGCUUCGGUACUUGGGAAGAAAGAAAGUAGAAGAUGGCGAAAUUGCUGUUUUUGGAGCAGAAAAGUACUUCAAUGGCGUGAUGGAUGGAGAGAGUCCAAGAGCCCGAAGCAUCAAUGGCGCAAUGGGAAAACCGCCGACACCCAAUGUUGCUCCCAAAUUUCGAUCCGCAAGGUCGCCGAGCAUCCAUUCUGAAUUCAGCGGGAACAGCCGGAGCGGGUUACUGCAGAUUUUCCCUAGAAACCCAGCCCAGAAAGAAGCCUGUGAUAAGAGGCGUGGCAAGAGUCCCCUCAUCACAGGUCUUUCUUGCAAAUUAUGCUCCUGCACCGGCGGCAACUCCGUCCAAGUUGACGACCGUCCCGGGGGAAGCAAUUCCAAGAGAUUUGAUUCUGCUCGAACGAGCUGCAGAUCGAGGUCGAAUUCUUGCAGGUUCACGGAGGAGAUCAUGCAUUGCAAGAAGAUUGAAAAACUUGGAAUUGUUGGGUCGAACCCAGAAGACAACUUUAGCUUCCCAAUCUUGAGUCCGACGGCCGGGAACGUACUGAAUGUAGAAGAAGACGGGGAGGAGGAGAGGAAGAUAUCCUUCACCGGAUUCGAUACGGUUCAAAUUCAGGCGAGCUGGGAUGAAAAAUGCAGCUGCGCCGAAACCGACGAGAGCUCGGACUUGUUCGAGAUCGAGAGCUUCACGAACAAUUCCGCGACGUGCUACUCUCCGAUGGAAGCGAGCGUAGCGUGGAGCGUCGACACCGCGAGCGCGACCGAGUUCUCGGUGGCGCAGUCGGAUACAGAGGAAACCGAUGCAGUUAGGGCCCAGAAAAUGGCCGGGAAACCCAACGGCAAGGAAACGGAGAAGCGGCCUUCUCCCGGCCGGCUGUUGGGUUGCGGGAGCCGGGAAGCCGUGGAGGUUGUAGCGGCGGCGGAUGCAUACAGAAUAAACGGAAGGGGUAGGACCCAGCAUGCUCCGGCGGCGGUGCCGGCUCAGCGAUCGUCCAUUGAGACGUAGAACCAUGCAUGCAAGUCUUUCUGGUUCUGAAUAAUUGUGUCUUCGAUCGUACGAGGCAUCGUCAGCACCACUGUCCGCAAUGGCCGGCUGGUUGUUUUCCAUUACUGGCUUCGUCCUUGUGUUACUGUGCAAUGCCAUAAAUCAUUAAGAACAU